Molecule: messenger RNA, 1673 nt
Organism: Tricharina praecox
Lineage: Eukaryota; Fungi; Ascomycota; Pezizomycetes; Pezizales; Pyronemataceae
Exons: 1
Coding region: 105-1259 (384 amino acids)
Source: RefSeq, a predicted model, not a curated record
UUUUUUAUACUCCGCACCUUUCCUCCUCUCCUCCACCCACCAAAACUUUUCAAUUGACACACGUCACACAUCACGCAUCAAGUCGCCAUCACAUACCAGUCAAGAUGUCGUCGGAACCCAAGUCACCGGUGUAUUUCGUGCAAUAUUUCAAGCGUAGCUCCCCCGAACUGAAGAAGCCGUCCAUCCGACUCACCGUGCUGCCCCCCGAUAUGGAGAUCACGGUCGUCGAUGACGUUUACCUGCUUCAUUCGACCACACUUAGGGAAUGUUCUCGCUUCUUCGAGACGAGCCUCUCGGUGACUUGGUGGAAACCAGAGAACACGCACAGCGGUCCCGAUGGCAUCAAAUACCGCUACAACCUUGAUUCGAAAGACAUCGGAGCAAAUCUGUUGUCCGCGGUUUUGCGGCCGGUGCCCGCUACGGCCACUUCGAGUACGAUUGGGCCGGAAGCUGCUAUGCGCAGCGAGGACCAUUCAGAGCCAGAGACAGAACCCGAGCUAGAAGACUCUAACAAGAUGCUCUCGGCGGUAACGCAGGCAUACCAACGGUUUCUUCGCCUCCUCUGCCGCAAGCGCUGCGAUUUCAGGCAGUUCCACGAAUUCAGAGAACUCGAAGACCUAGUCCAACUUGCCGAUCUCUAUUGCGCCCUCCCAGCUGUUUCCGUUGCGAUCGAACAACUGACGAUCCUCGUCUCGCUGAACGUCGAAGCAUUUCAAAUCGAUGCACCGUCAUUGAUGUGUGUCGCCCUGAAGAUUCGCUCGAAGCUUCUGAUCAGUGCACCAUUUGUUCGGCUCGUUAACGACAUUAUUUACACAUACGAUGAACAAUUUGAUGAGAAGCUGCAAAGAAUGGGGUGGCCGUGGCUCGAGGGGCCGGUGAAACUCCGGGAUUACGCGAUGCGCGAGGCGUUUCGAAUAAUGCAGCUGCGAGCCAGGAUUGACAGGGCAGUGACAAAGUUUGCGGCGCGGUCCAGUAUUUCGAAUGGGUUUGGCACAUCGGCUGGUUAUGUAAUGUCGAAUAGUGUUGUAAACAUUUGGGAGAGUUCAACACCCAGGAAUGAAGGGACGGCAUACCGAGCCAUCUACGACCUCAUCAACCCCCACCUUACGACGGGUCAUGAGUUGGAAAAAGACCUCAUUUCUAUCAUGGAGAAUAAUAUUGGUGUUAUGGUGAGCAGCUACUCAUCUAAGGAGGAAUUAUCUUGUGCCAAGUUUCGUCACGAUAUAGAUUAUCCAUGGGACGACUCGGAGGAUUGGUGAAAAGCCAAGUCGUUUCUUCUUUUCUUGCUUUGGUCAUUCUUUCUCAUUUUAUCUUUCUUUGGGUAGUUUUUUAUCGCUUCUUCCUUUGCCGUAAAGCGCCAGCCAAGUACGCGUAACGACUCCAUUUGUUUUGUCCAGCAGCAGAUACUUAUUUGUCAUACAAACAGUUCUCUUCGUCUACCGUUAAUAUUUUCUUACUAUGCUUCUGAUGCAACUUACUUCUAUAGUGAUCGUGUUGAGUGUCGUACGGAGGGCUUAGGAGCUUACUGGAACACGAGCUCAAGCGGACUUUCCAGGUGCUAAUUCUCACACGUAAACUCAGUUUGCAAGCUGCGUGGGUCUCGACCGAGAGAGGUGUGUGUCAUCGUCUGCAGUAGGUUCGUACUUACAACUCGUGAGCCAAUGUAAUGGGAG